AAACAGUCGGCGCCGGAGUUCAUGAAUGUUAUAACCGACGAGUCUGUGUGGACACCGAUUACGGGUCACUUAUACUGUCCCGUAUGUGAGCGCGUGGCCGACAUGAAAGGACUGAUGGCUAAACCUUUUGACACCAUCCGUGAGCUUCGGUCGCACUUAUAUAAGCACUCGUGUUGGGCGGCAAUAGAGUGCGGCCUUUGCCACGAAUCUGUAGACAAUACGGCCCGCGAUAUACUCCAGCACUUGAACGCACAGCACAAACGCUCGCUCCGGGACUCACCCGUAAAGGCCAUACGCCAGUUGCGGGUCAAUCGUGUGAGCAUCGGUUAUCUGACGGGUACUCAACGCCAGGCACUCAUUGAACACAAGUUUAUCGGAUUUACGCGACACGACGUAAUCGACGGACAGAUUGAGCGGUGGUUAGAGGUGUUAGAGGCGGCCGAAGACGACCGCCUCCGUCGCCGACAACCCGUACGGACCGUACGCCUGGCUGUCCGUCGACUGCCGGCCCUUAACUACGAGAAUAAGAGUGGAAAAGCGCUUAAGAGUUUUGUCGGCGAUUUGAUCCGUAAGACAUCGGGAGUGGAUCUGAACAACAAUUGCGACAAAGAAUGUGAGCCCCGAAGACAACGGCCGGCGUAACAUGAAUUCAAACGGAUUAUGAUUACGGCCGACAGCGACACACGAGUUGAUGAUAAUGAAGAUAUGAAUGGUAUGAAGAGUAAUGGAUCCGAUGGUAAUAUCAUUGAAGAGAUUCCAAGCGAUAGCUAUGCAAACAUUACUAGUUAUGGUUUAACCACAACACCCGCACCCGUACUCUCCCAACCAUUGGGCGCCACCCAUAAGCUGUCCCUCCGAUGCGAUUUCUGUCACAGUCUGUGCGACAAUAGUGUUGAUAUGGAGGCACACUCUGUGGCCACUCAUCCCAACCAUACCAUCACUUAUCAUAUAAUUCACAACUAUUAG
Messenger RNA from Medioppia subpectinata, 966 nucleotides. The record is from the annotation of a GenBank genome assembly. NCBI's taxonomy places the organism in Eukaryota, Metazoa, Arthropoda, Arachnida, Sarcoptiformes, Oppiidae.